GUUUCUCAAUUUCUCUUUGUUCCUUGAACCCAAUGGAAGUGUUAUUAUACUUUGAGCUUUCCAUUUCAUAAGCUUCUUGAGCUUCUCCUCUUCUUUCACCAUACAACACACCCUUCCACUUGAAUACGUACAUAACUCUAUUGAUAGAAAUACAAUGGCUGUCCCAAAAGUGAAUGAAAUGUUGCUUCAAGACCUUGAAGAAAUGGGAUUUCCACGGUCACAAGCCACCCGGGCACUUUAUUAUUCAGGCAACAAGAACUUAGAGGAUGCAAUACAUUGGACAAUUGAUCACGAAAAUGACCCUGAUAUUGAUGUGAUGCCACUGGUAGAUGUAGACAUUGAUAUUGAUUCUCCUCAAUCCUUCCCUAUCACGGAAGAAAUCAGAAUCAAAGCUCAGAAGCUAAGGGAACAAGAGCAUAAGAAAAAAGAGGAGGAACAAAAAAGAUUGGAGAGAGAACGGGAGAAGGAGAGGAUUGAAGCAGGUAAGAGACUCCUUGAGGCAAAGCGAAUUGCUGAAGAAAAUGCAAGACAAAGGAAUUUAGCCUUGAGAAAAGCAGAAAAGGAAGAAGAGAAAAAGGCAAGGGAAAAUGUUCUCCAAAAACUACAACAGGACAAGAUAAAUAGAAGAUCUAAGCAUGAAUCAAUAUUGCCUAUAGAUGGCCUAGCCAAUGUCAGAUCAUCUGCUACUACCAUCGAACAGCAAGAUAAGAUAUUUCAGAAUCCAAAACCUGUUUCCACAAUUGAAAAGGUUGAUUACUUAAGGGAAUGUUUGAGGUCUCUCAAGCGUAAACACCAGGCCGAGCAUGGGAGAGUCAGAAAGGCCUUCGAAACACUUUCAAUUUAUGUUGGAAAUGUUGUCAAGAAUCCAAACGAGGAAAAGUACAGGAAGAUCAGACUAAGCAAUCCGUUAUUCCAAGAAAGAGUUGCAAGUUUGAAUGGAGGUGUGGAGUUUCUUGAACUCUGUGGUUUUGAAAGAACCGGUGACUUCUUGUAUCUACCUCAUGAAAAGUGUGAUAUAGCAUUACUAAAUUCAGCUGGUGCUGUGAUGAAUUCUGCAAUCACAAAUCCUUUCUUUGGACUUCUAAGUACUUAGAUCUUUUCUUUAUUAUUUUUAGAGAUUAUCAUUCAAAAUUAAAAAUAGUGCAAGAAAUUAAGUGCUUCCCAAUAUUGU
Messenger RNA from Arachis duranensis, 1171 nucleotides. RefSeq lists its product as uncharacterized. NCBI's taxonomy places the organism in Eukaryota, Viridiplantae, Streptophyta, Magnoliopsida, Fabales, Fabaceae. The transcript has 11 exons. The coding region runs from base 155 to 1093 and encodes 312 amino acids. Gene Ontology annotation, molecular function: protein binding. The record is from RefSeq and is a predicted model, not a curated record.